Molecule: messenger RNA, 2821 nt
Organism: Seriola dumerili (greater amberjack)
Lineage: Eukaryota; Metazoa; Chordata; Actinopteri; Carangiformes; Carangidae
Product: G-protein coupled receptor 55-like
Exons: 3
Coding region: 34-981 (315 amino acids)
Biological process (GO): phospholipase C-activating G protein-coupled receptor signaling pathway; positive regulation of Rho protein signal transduction
Cellular component (GO): membrane
Molecular function (GO): G protein-coupled receptor activity
Source: RefSeq, a predicted model, not a curated record
CAGACUGAAUGUUCAGUGGAGAGACUUGCAUCCAUGAGUGACACCAUGUCAUACAACUGUUCAUUUAACGAGGUGGACCGACUGAUGAACUAUUUGGAGCUGGUCAUCUACAUACCCAUAUUCGUCUUGGGUCUGAUCCUGAAUGUUGUAGCACUGUUAGUGUUCUGCAUCUUUCUGCGAAAAUGGACCGAAUCAACCAUCUACAUGACCAGCCUGGCUCUGAUGGACCUGCUCCUCCUCUUCCCUCUUCCCUUCAAAAUGCAUGCGACUAAUCACUGCUGGCCUUCCUACCUCCAACCUCUCUGUUCAGGCUUGGAAAGCCUGUAUUUUAUUGGAAUAUAUGGCAGCAUCUACACCAUCAUGUGUAUAGCUGUGGACCGAUGGGUGGCUAUCUGUCACCCAUUCAAAGCCAAGCUGCUGCGUUCACCCAAAGUGGCUCUGGGGACCUGCAUGGGGGUGUGGAUGCUGGUGCUGGCAGUGCUCUCUCCAACCAUCCACCGUUUCAGAGAUGCCGGGGAGAAAAAUUUCCACUGUUUCCACAGGUUUUCAGAAAAUGGCUGGAGCCCUCCACUGAUCAUCAGCCUGCAGGUGUUUGGGUUCCUGGUACCUGCGUUGGUGGUGAUUUACUGUUCUGUCCAGACCAUCUGGGCGCUUCAGCAAUCUGGCCAGCACAGCCCUCAGAGCCAGGCCUGCGUGAAGAUCAUCUACAGCAGUUUGAGUGCCUUCCUGGUGCCUUUCACCCCGAGCCACCUUGGCAUCCUCCUGCAGUUCCUGGUGCACCAAGGAGUGAUUCAGGACUGCGGCACCAAGACCAGGAUCAGCCUGUUCAUACAGGUAGCUUUGUGUCUGUCCAACAUCACCUGCUGUCUGGAUGCUCUAUGCUACUACUUCAUUGCCCAUGAGGUGAGGAGCACCAAACACACCUUCAGGAUGUCAAUGAUCAGCCAAAGAAGAGCCACUUUCAGCACUUCAGAGGUCUGAACAUGAGAUAAAGACGAUUCAAGUUAAAAUGUAAUGUGUCCUCAGCGGAGUGCUAGUAGUGAAUACAAGACCUGGCAAGUUUUUUGAAGGGCAAUGCAAUUAAAGAACAGCCAGUAUCGUUUCCGGUAGAAAGUGUGGCAUGCACUAAGAGAAAUGGGUGGUAGUGAAACAGGUCAGAGUGCAAUUGCAGUUAAGCAGUGUAGGUAAGUGUGAGGCAAAAAUGUUGAAUAGACAGAGAUCUGUUAAUAUGAUUUGGUCCAGUAACAGGAAGCCAGUCUGAAACCUCAAAGAGCUUUGAUACCCAAUUGAGGCAGGAAAAAGAAAAUUCACCAACCUGACACAACGUGACAUGUUUCUAAAACGAUAUCAGGGACAAGCUUGUGAGAUUGCUUAAAGCAUUCUCACACUGUCCUCAGUCCUACACACUGACAAUGCGAAACUAAUGUGGGGUGUAAUUCAUCUUAAAGCCGUAGGCUAUUAUGGAGCAUUUUCGUCUGUUUUCUCAAGAAGAAAAAUCAGACAUAUAGCACUUAAAAUCCACUUUUACUGAAGAUCUCAUUAAAAGACAAAAUUUAAGCCAUUUAAGAUCAGGGACAAUGGAUCUACAUUAGUAAAUAGUGGAGAGAAGUUACAUUUAUGUAUCCGUCCUGUAAAUCAUUAUAUAGGCUAUAAUAAAGAACUGUGGCUGGGUGGCAAAGAAGUACUACUUUUAUAUAUUUUAAAUAUAUCCCUGACCUUAUCAAUGCAAAUAAAAAUAUUCAGGAGGAUUAUACUUUUCAAAUAAUCAUAGUAUGAAUGAUGAAGCAAAUAAGUGGACAGAAAGUCAAGCUUUCUAGCUAGUAGCCUUAGAUACUAGCUGUAGUCUUAGCUACAUUGUUAGCAUAAUUAAAUGACAUGAAACAUGUAAAUAUAAUUGUACUUUUGAUUAGUUUUUUUCUUUUAUUUUAAUAACAAUGUAGCUUCAUACAUGUGCAAUAGUAUCAUGUGAAUUUAUGAGAGGCCCACUGCUAAUGGCAGUCAACCUGACUUGCAGAUGUUGAACAAUCCCUUUGUGGUAACAGUAAAAGGUUGGGGGUUGAUUAGGAGAUUAACUGUACAUUAAUGCUGUUUUUAUGAUAUAGUAUUUCUGUGAAAAGCUAAAACCAGAAAGAAGACAUGAAACUGUCAUGUUUUGGUUUACUUGCAUUAUUUGUCUUGAUACUUUCAUUUUGGCACUCGUUUCAGUGUCAUUUGCUGUUUAGUUUCUGUAACUUUAAUUUCUGCCUCUGUCAUCAUUGUGAUAUGAUCCUUCUUUGAAAUGAUUUGUUUUUGUGAAGUCAUGGCGCUUUUUGAACUGAGCUGCAGUUUGCCAGCCUUUUUCUGUUCUUCCAUUUCACCCAGACAACCCAGACGACAAUACAAUGAUGUUAAUGGAAAUUCUAUCUAUCAGAACAAAUCCCUUGAAGGAGGAUAAUGUACAUUUUGUUUGUAUUUUUAUACAAUAAGCAUUAAUUAUACGGCUUCCAGUAUGUCUGUUGUGAAACUUUAAGCUCAAAUUGAAAUUAUGACAUGAUCUUUUUAUUUGGCCUUUGAAGAAAAUUACAGAAAUAACAAUUUUACUACUCAACUUUUAUUUUUGUAUGGCAUUACUUUUGAAACCAAUUCUUCCUCUUCCAUUUUAAAAUUAAAUAUAUAACUAAGCACAAGAUUAAUCUUGUAAUGUGUUACUUAUACCACAAUGAAGCUGUAGUUUUCUGUUCUAUAGACAUGAAAACAUGUACAGCAUGUUCCAGAGAAACUGAACUGAUUAAACCUGCUUGUUCCAGUUACAUUAUGUCUAUACAAGCUGUGAGGAAGUUCA